Molecule: messenger RNA, 153 nt
Organism: Aspergillus tanneri
Lineage: Eukaryota; Fungi; Ascomycota; Eurotiomycetes; Eurotiales; Aspergillaceae
Exons: 2
Coding region: 1-153 (50 amino acids)
Source: RefSeq, a predicted model, not a curated record
AUGUCUUCUGCUCCUCCACCGGUUACCAACAAGGCCCCUAUUGUUCCCCAGCACCCAGUCGUGAGCCAAACAGGGCUGCCGGGAGCUUUCAUGGUCGAGCUGCUCAUCUUCAACGGUGCUCCAUUCAAAGACCACUGGGCAUACUGGCUAUGA